Molecule: messenger RNA, 871 nt
Organism: Anoplophora glabripennis (Asian longhorned beetle)
Lineage: Eukaryota; Metazoa; Arthropoda; Insecta; Coleoptera; Cerambycidae
Product: zinc finger BED domain-containing protein 4-like
Exons: 1
Coding region: 29-871 (280 amino acids)
Molecular function (GO): protein dimerization activity
Source: RefSeq, a predicted model, not a curated record
CCAAACACGAUGGAAUUCUACAUACUAUAUGUUGGAAAGAUUUGUACAAUUGGAAGAUACGGUAAAAAGUACAGUGGCCCUAAUUGAAAAGGAUCUUCCACAUUUAAGUGCACUCGACUGGCAGGUGGCUAAGGAUUUGUGUAGAGUACUAAAGCCGCUGGAAAAUGCAACAAAAACGAUCAGUGGGGAUCAAUAUAUAACAGGAUCAAUGGUAAUUCCUUUAACAAAUGGAGUUUACAGUGUUUAUAUGAAUUUAAAAAAUAAAAAUAAUAUCCAGGAAAGUGCUAUGAAAGUAGUUAUUUCCAUUAUAAAAGGGUUAGACGAUCGACUUGGUAAUUUAGAAAGAAGUAAAACAUUUGCAGUUAGCACAUAUUUAGACCCCCGAUUUAAAGCGUAUGCUUUUAAAGAUGAAAUAUGUGCAGAAACUGCCAAAAAAAUAGUUACGGCCGCCGUGGCACAUCAUGUUUCAUUAAAAGCAAAACCAACUGGUGACCAAGUCGAAAAAGUGCCAAAUACUGAAGACUCUCGUGUAGAUGAAGAUGACGAAUUAUCAAUUUGGAGUUCCCUAGAAAAAUCAACAGCUACCGUAAAACCGAAAGGAACUGCAACGUCUAGGGCCCUGAUGGAAGUUCAGCGAUAUAUGGAAGAGGAUUUGCUACCCCGAAACGAUAAUCCUCUUGACUGGUGGCGAGAACAUAAAUACAGUUACCCAUAUUUAAGUAUUGUCGCUCAAGAAAAACUCAGUAUCGUCGCUACCUCGGUACCAUGUGAGCGUAUUUUUUCUAAAGCUGGAUUGGUAAUUUCAGAUCGCCGAAAUAGACUAAGUGGCAAUAAAGUAGAUAAAAUUUUAUUUUUAAAUAUGAACACUUAA